GGGCGGGCCUGAGCGUGUGUACUUCAGGAGCAUGAAAGGCAGUCCGGCAGGCCGACAAACGAGUUCACUGGCCGAACAAACGCUAAACCCAUGAGUUCUGUGAGCGGCCGACGUCACACUGCUGCGAAAAAUAGCAAUGGAAAUGAAGCGGUGCAGGGAUUUGUCCAGAAGGUGUAUUCCUCCGAUGGACGCCUUCAUGAUUCCCUGGAGGAAGAAAUGAUUGCCUUCCUCACUGACGAUGAAGCCCAACUGCACACAUAUGAUGAUCUCACCAAAGUCAACCCAGUGACACCAACAACAGUUCUGCUAUGCCUGCAGGCCAGAUAUGGAAUGAAGGUGUUUUACACCCACGCUGGCUGCACCUUAGUGGCUCUUAACCCCUUCCGGUCUGUUCCUGACCUUUACUCCCUGGAUACGAUGACAGGCUAUCACUGUACUCCCAAGCUGAAGGAGUCCAAGCCACAUAUCUUUAUCGUGGCAGAGGAAGCUUACAGAAAUGUUAAGGGUCAGUUGGCGCCUGUGGACCAGUCCUUGGUGGUCAGUGGGGAGAGCGGUGCUGGGAAGACAUGGACUUCUCGCUGCCUGAUGAAAUACUACGCCACAGUUGCAACCUCCUCCUCCCUGUUGGAGAGUCAGGACACUGUAGAGAAGAUAGAGAGGAGAGUUCUGGACUCCAACCCCAUCAUGGAAGCUUUUGGCAAUGCGUGCACACUCCGCAACAACAACAGCAGUCGCUUUGGAAAGUACAUCCAGCUCCAGCUUGACAGGUGUCAGCUGCUAGUCGGGGCAUCUGUGCAAACAUAUUUACUGGAGAAGACCAGAGUGGCCUGCCAACCUGCUAAUGAAAGGAACUUCCACAUCUUUUACCAGAUGAUGAAAGAGGGCACUGACGCGCAGAGAAAGGAGUGGAAUAUACCACAUGGACACCGCUUUGUGUGGCUGCCAAAUGUUGAAAAGAGCAUAGAAGAGGAUUCUUUCCACGAGACUGUUGACGCUAUGGUCCACAUGGGUAUUAACACCGAGAGGCAGAGACAGAUAUUCAGGAUAUUAGCGGGUCUUCUACAUCUGGGGAAUAUGAAAUUCUUCCUUUCAGCAGAUGAAUCACAGCCAUGCACCAUAAAGGAACAGUCCAAAGAGUGCUUGCAGAGAGCUGCUGAACUAUUGCAAUUGGCUGCAGAUGAGCUUGAGAUGUGUCUAAGUGUGAGGACUCUCAAAGCAGGCAAACAUAGCAUACACAAGCCUUGUUCCCAGGCGGAGUGUUGCGUGAGGAGAGACUGCCUGGCCAAAGUCAUCUAUGCCCAAUUAUUUGAAUGGCUUGUGACAUUUAUCAACAACAGCAUUUGUGCUGACAAAUCCACUUGGUGCAACUUCAUAGGUGUUCUAGAUGUUUAUGGCUUUGAAUGUUUCCAAACCAACAAUUUGGAGCAACUGUGUAUCAACUAUGCCAAUGAAAAACUGCAGCAGCACUUUGUGGCUCAUUAUCUUCGAGCUCAGCAGGAGGAAUAUGUGUCAGAGGGAUUGCAGUGGUCCUUCGUCAAAUAUCAAGACAACCAGUGCUGUUUGGACCUUCUCGAAGGAAGCCCUAUCAGUGUGUUUUCUCUUCUCGAUGAGGAGAGCCGCCUUAAUCGAGCCUCUGACGCCAAGGUACUCAGGAUUCGUUUGGAGAAAGAGCUAAGUGAUAACGGCAGCAUCAGCUGGGAUAAAUUCAGCAAGGUGCCACACUUUACUGUGGCCCAUUAUGCUGGCAAAGUCAACUACAAGAUACAAAGCAUGGUGGAAAAAAACAAGGACCCAGUGGCACCUGAGAUCAUCAGUAUACUUCAGAAGUCUGGCAAUUGCCUGCUUCAGCAUAUUUUUAUAGAAAAAGAGAGCGAGCAUUCACCAAACAGAGCCCUCAGUAAAGUCACUGUAGUCUCCAAGUUCAAGAACUCCCUGGAGCGCCUCAUGAGCAUCCUGCACACCACCACUCCUCAUUACACGCGCUGCAUUAAACCCAACUCCGACUGUAAGCCGUUCAUCUUCAAAAAAGAGGAGGUGAUCAUACAGUUGGAGGCUUGUGGGAUAGUGGAGACCAUUCAUAUAAGUGCUGCUGGCUUCCCUAUUAGAAUUCCCUUCAAGUGCUUCAUUCAACGCUACGGAGCCAUUUUGCAAUGCUCAAACAUCAAGUCACAAACUCCUAAUCUUGCCCAGGUUGGAAGCGACAUCGACUUUCUUCUGCAGGAGGUGCAGAAGGUCCUUGACCUGGUGUUUCAACACUCAGCACACAAUGUUAAAGGGGAACACAAAUCUUUGGUGCACUGUGGAAGAACUAAAGUGUUUCUCACACAGUUAAUGCUAGAUUUAUUGGAAGAUAAGAGGAAGACGAUCCUCUCAAAGUGUGCCUUCUCCAUUCAGUGCUGCUGGAUGCGUUACCAGCGCCGCAGACGCCAUGAGCGACAUCAUUCUGCUACUCUGAUCCAAGCAGUGGUGAGGUCUUGGCUUGUAAGGAGGAGGGUCCAGAGAUGGGAUAGAGCAGCCGCAUCUAUUCAGAAAUCCUGGAGGAAGUGGAAGGCACUCCUGAAGUGUUUAGCUGAGGCCGAGCUGGAUAAUGCAGAGGACUUCAUGUCAGAAGAUACCCCUGUGAUUAGGGAACAGGGCUCAGUGCAGCUCUCAACCAUCCAGGAACCCGUUAUGGUCCAGGGCUGGCCCAUGGGGCUGGCUUUGGCGUCUGCCCCUUCCAUCUCGGUGUCCCUAACGGCCACAGUAUUCCAGAAGAUGAAGUCUGUGGUGGCUUCCCUAAAACUGCCCUCCAGGAGAGGAGAAUAUAAGGUGGAGACCAACCAAAACAUGCAGGGGGUCGCCUCCAUUAGGGCUCAACCAAAGGGAUCUGUAAAACUGCACUGCCAGCGGUCGCCCCUUCUCUACGCAGACAUGCAGCCUGAGCUGAGAAACGGCGUGACAGGCUUCAAUGAAAUCCUGCUCGAGAAGACUCUAUAGCAGGAGAGUGCAAACUUUGUCCACUUUCAUACAUC
Molecule: messenger RNA, 3011 nt
Organism: Nerophis lumbriciformis (worm pipefish)
Lineage: Eukaryota; Metazoa; Chordata; Actinopteri; Syngnathiformes; Syngnathidae
Gene: myo19
Product: myosin XIX
Biological process (GO): actin filament organization
Cellular component (GO): cytoplasm; membrane; actin cytoskeleton
Molecular function (GO): actin filament binding; ATP binding; microfilament motor activity
Source: RefSeq, a predicted model, not a curated record